AUGAUUCUUAGGGAGGAAAUGAUGUGGAAUCAGAGAUCAAGGGCAUUAUGGAUCAAAUGUGGAGACCGGAAUACAAAGUUCUUUCAUGCCACGACAAACAAUAGACAAAGGAAAAACAAAAUUAAGGGAAUAAGUGACUCGGAGGGGAGAUGGAGAGAGGGUAGAGAAGAGGUUGAAGAUAUAAUAUUAAAGUAUUUCAUAGAAAUUUAUAGCACAACCUUUCCAACAGAGUUUGAAGCUAGUCUUGGUGUAGUUGGCAGAAGAGUUUCAAAAGCUAUGAAUGCCGAACUCCUGAAGGAAUUUAAAGAAGAGGAAGUGUGGCGAGCCCUCAUGUUAUUCAAAGUGUUAUUCAUAUACUUCGAACAGGUUCUUGUUAAUAGGCUGAAAGGAGUACUCCCGGAAGUUGUUAGUGAUGCACAAAGUGCAUUUGUACCAAGAAGGCAAAUCACGGACAAUGUCUUGGUUGCUUUUGAGGUUAUGCAUUGUAUCAAUCAAAGGAGGAAAGGCAAAGAAGGUCUAAUGGCAAUCAAGUUGGACAUGAGCAAGGCGUACGACCAGGUGGAAUGGGGGUAUUUGGAGGCGAUGAUGCAGAAAAUGGGAUUCCAAGAACGGUGGAUAUCUUUAAUGAUGAUGUGUGUGACCACGGUCUCAUAUUCAGUGUUAAUCAAUGUGGAGCCUAAGGGUAGAAUUGUCCCAACAAGAGGACUUAGGCAAGGGGACCCAAUCUCCUCAUACCUAUUCCUCUUGUGUGCGGAGGGCGUCUCAGCAAUGCUAAGAAGAGAUGAGGUUGGAAAAAAUUUAAGGGGUAUCUCAGUGUGUAGAGGGGCUCCAAGGGUUUCCCAUUUACUUUUUGCGGAUGAUUGUAUUGUCUUCUGCAAGGCAUCGGCGGAAGAGGGGCUUAAAGUCACCAAAAUCCUGGAGAAUUAUGAAAGAGAGUUUGGGCAGAAGCUAAAUAAAGAGAAGACAUCCCUCUUUUUUAGCAAAAAUACGAAGGUGGAGGUUCAAGAAGCGGUAAAAGAAAUGUUUGUGGCUCAGAUCAUUCUCCAACAUGAAAGAUGGUUGCCAACCCCAAAAUCCUUCAAGGUGACAAGUCCUCGGCCCCAAGAGUUUGAAGGUAAUAUGGUGGAAUCUCUACUUGAUCGGGAGGCAGGGGGUUGGAAUAAAAACCUAGUGAGUAGCAUUUUCCUCCCUUAUGAAGCAGAGGCCAUAUUAAGUAUUCCUAUUAGCCAUACUUUCCCCGAGGAUACUCAAACCUGGGCGUGGACCCAAAAUGGGAGAUUUACGGUGAGCAGUGGGUAUAAAGUAGCAUGCAAUUGGCUAAUGGAACAAAGGAAUAAGGCUGAUAGGGGUGAGGCGUCAAACCCGAAGAAGUGUAGUGAGUUCUAG
Molecule: messenger RNA, 1386 nt
Organism: Quercus robur (English oak)
Lineage: Eukaryota; Viridiplantae; Streptophyta; Magnoliopsida; Fagales; Fagaceae
Exons: 4
Coding region: 1-1386 (461 amino acids)
Source: RefSeq, a predicted model, not a curated record